Messenger RNA from Pezoporus flaviventris, 2333 nucleotides. Its product is annotated as bMERB domain-containing protein 1-like. The record is from RefSeq and is a predicted model, not a curated record. Lineage: Eukaryota; Metazoa; Chordata; Aves; Psittaciformes; Psittacidae. The coding region runs from base 41 to 610 and encodes 189 amino acids. The transcript is spliced from 7 exons.
GGCAGAGGGCGCGGCGCGGCGGCGCGGGCAGGGCUGCGGCAUGGAGCGGAGCCGGAGCCGGAGCCCGCCCCGGUACGGGUCGCUGGAGCCCACCCGGUGGCAGCCAGAGGAUGAGAUUGUCUCCAUGGCUGACUCAACCACCACCAUCGAUGACAUUGAAGGGGAGCUCUUCAAAAUCGAGCGGAUCAGGGAGAUCCUGGUGAGGAGGGAGUCAGAGCUGCGGUACAUGAUGGAUGACAUUCAGCUUUGUAAGGAAAUCAGCCGGCUGAAACAGGAGCUCCAACAGCUCAUCGCGCUUCCAGAGAAUGAGAAGUCCAACGAGGAGAGGCAGAAGGAAGAGGAGCUGGUGCAGCAGAUACACAAGCUGGUGGAAACACGGGAUUUCCUGGUGGAUGAUGUGGAGUUUGAGAGGCUCAGGGAAAGGGAAGAAGACAAGGAAAUGGCAGAGUUCUUGCAAAGUAAGCUCUCCAAAAGCUACCUCCAGAAAACAACUCCUGCCAAAGAGAAGAAGAUGACUUCCCGGGGGCAGCAAACCUCUGCACCGUAUGUGACCAAGACGGGCCUCACCCUGCUCAAGGAGUGCUGUGGCUUCACCUGCUCCAUCAUGUAGGCCACCCCCAGCCCCUCUGCACAGGACAGGACCAUGGUCUCCAGCCAGAGUCCACAACCUGCUGAGGGUUUCAACUUCGUCAUUGUUCAUGCUUCCCACUGCAGCACCACCACCGAAGAGACUUCCCAAGCAGGCUGGUGCAAGCUUGAAUGAUGGCAUGUGUCCUUGGUGCCAUGUCAGUGGUUGUCUCCUCCAUGACUUCACACAAACGCCGAAUUCCACCCGAGCUCAGCUUGGGAGAGGUGUGUGCAGCAGCAGCAAGCGAGGCCAUGAGAAAGAGGACCAGUACAGUCCUGCAUAUGGACAGUGAUAAAGUGUUGGAGAACAUCGUGCUCCGCCAUCCAAGACACGCUGUGGCCACAGAUGAUGUCUCAUCCUCGGCCUUGUGCCAUCUUGUGAGUCUACGGGUGAUUCCUGAGGACUCUUGGUGGGGAAUGUCUCUGGUCUGGGUUUUGUUGUGUUUGCAUCAGUUUUAUUGCAAGGUGCUCUAUGGCUCUGGGUAGAGCUGAGCAAAGCGUGAGGGACGUUCCCCAGAGCUGGCUGAAUGAAGGGCUAAUUCUUGUGUUCUCACCUGAGCACAGACCUGGUGUGUUGAGCUCUGGGCAGAUGAGUUGCUUUCCCCACCUCGCUAAGAUGGAUUCAGUUUUCAGCUAUAAGAAAAAGGAGGAAAUCAGAGCAAAAGAGAAAGGGAGAUAAAUACAGAACAGGGCAGGAGGAAAGGAAAACCAAAGAGGAGCCUGGAAACGUGCCAGGGGAAGGUGGGGAGACACCUUCACUGCCAAGAGGGCAUUCAGUCCUGCCCUCCAGUGCCCCAGCCAGCGCCUCUGGGCUUGGGACCAGGAGCUGGACGUAAAGCCCUGUGCCAAAGCCUCAUGGCACCCUGAAGCCACCCAGUGUCUCAGUUCCCAUUGUCCCUUCUGAGCAUCCCCUGUGUUGAGGUGGCACAGCCAGAGCUGCUGAUGCCCAUUGUGGCAGGACAGGGGCUCUCCUUCUCCCUGAGUGUGAAGGUCUCUCACACCUCUCCCCCUGCCCGCCCUUCUGCUCCAUAGGCUGCUAUGGCUUCACUGGGUGUUCUGGGGUGGGCUCCUAUUUGGGUGGCUGCCCAAGAGCUCUGGAUGCCGUCUGGCCAAAAGGCUCCAGCUCAGUCUUUCUGCAACUUGCUGUAGGGUGUUGAGAUGGUGCUCAACACUGCCCAUCGUGUCCAUGCCAGUGAGAUGGCCACAACCUAUUUGGCCCUUUCCCUUUCACCUGAUAGCACAUUUGUCCUUCUAAAACACAAUGCAGGUGGGAUCCUUCCUAGUGCAGUGCCAUGAGCAGGUCCAAGUCCCUCCUGAAUGUCUUCAUCAGCGCUGCCAGGAAACCCAGUGUGUGGGAACCUGUUCUCCAGCCUGCGCAGGGGGGGUUCCACUCCCUUGUCUGUCUUGAGCAAUCUCCUCCUCAUAUGGCUCAGCAGCAGCCAGAAUAGUCCACAAACUAAACCAGUCCUUCCGCACAUAUUGUCCCUCUGGUCUAUUGCAUACACACCAGGCUGCGAGGUCCAAAUGGGCCAACACAACACCUGGUCACCUCCAGCAAACUUGACCCCACUUUGGCUUGUGUCACCUCUGAGUCACUUCAGUGUUCUCAGUCUGAGCCUGCUGACUUUGUGCUGCUCAUUGUUAAUGUCCUACAGCAUCCUGCGACCACCACCUGACAGUUCCUGGUGCUCUCCUUGCUUGGGGGA